Cololabis saira (Pacific saury) is the source of this 1590-nucleotide messenger RNA. RefSeq names its product nucleoredoxin-like protein 1. Gene Ontology annotation, cellular component: mitochondrion. NCBI's taxonomy places the organism in Eukaryota, Metazoa, Chordata, Actinopteri, Beloniformes, Belonidae. Gene Ontology annotation, biological process: photoreceptor cell maintenance. The transcript has 4 exons. The record is from RefSeq and is a predicted model, not a curated record. Bases 234 to 926 code for a protein of 230 amino acids.
GCACGGAGAGUGAAAACAAGAGGGAGUGAGCAGCUCCCUCCACUGAGGUGAAGGAGACGGAGUCAAUGGGUGAACGUGAUACACAACGGCAGACUGGGAACUGAUUCAAGUGAGCUCAAGGAACAGUUGGAAAAGAAAUAAAACAAGAGCCGAGGACCUUUGUCAUCUUGGAUUUCCUGUGGCGGGAUAUUACAGCUUUCAGUCCUCUGUUCUCAUCACUGCAACACUCAGUAAUGGUGGACCUGUUCAUCGAUCGGGUCCUGGUGAAGAACAACAAGGACCAGGAUGAGCUGGACACAGAACGGGAGAUUGUCCUGCGUCUGCAGAACCGAAUCCUGAUGCUCUUCUUUGCAUCUGCUGAAUGUGAGACCUGCCAGGAGUUUGCUCCUACGCUGCAUGAAUUCUUCAAAAAGUUGACAGACGAGUUCUAUGUGGAGCGCUCUGCUCAGCUGGUUCUUCUGUACAUCAGUCUGGAUAAGUCAGAAGAACAACUGGACAGCUUCCUCAAAGAGCUCCCCAAGAAGUCCCUGUUCCUGGCCUACGAGGACCCCUACAGGAGGGAGCUUGAGGCCAUGUUUAAUGUGGAAGAGCUGCCCACAGUGGUGGUGCUGCGUCCCGACUGCUCCAUUCUCACCCCUAAUGCAGUGGAGGAGAUAAUCCGCCUCGGCCCAGACUGCUACCGCAACUGGCAUGAGGCGGCAGAGCUGAUUGACAGGAACUUCCUUGUGACAGACGACUUUGAGGAAAAGUCCAUGCGAAGCUUCACUGACCCCGUUAGAAGACUGAAGUACAAGGUGGAGGAUGAGGAGAAGGAGAAGAAAAAGAAGAAGAAGAAAAAGCGCAGAGGAUGGGGUGGAGGUGGUGAUGAAGGCGGUGAGGCGGAGGCAGGAGCUGGGGACAAGGAUGGAGGAGGGUCAACAUGGUGAUACAAACCAAAACCAAAAGGACAAGCUUGAGGAUUUUCCCCAGAGUUCUCGCGAUCAGAGAUUAAAAGCUUUGCCACCGAAAUGUUUCUGGUGCAGCCAAUGAUGCAAUUUUGUUUUGAGCAAACAGAACUGAGUUUAAGAAAGUAGAAAUACAAAGCUGAUAUUCUUGUGAAUGACUGCUAUUCAAAUUCUGUGGCCUCCAGCUGAAAUACAGUAUGAAUAUACUCCCGAAACAAUUUCAUACAACGUAAAACAGUUUCUAAAGGACCAAUGAAGUUUACUCACCAAUGCUGUCCUCAAUUUACAAUCAGCUUCAACUCAAGUCUUUGAAUGGCGCCAAGAUUACAGUCAAGAAAAGUGUUUUGGUGUUGGCCAAUUCUUGAUGUCAGGACGUGUUUUAUUACACCCAGGAGGAAUGGUCCGACCAUUUCUCCAUUUCCAAUAACCCCAGCUCUGCACUAAUGCACUUUUUACAUAACAUGAACUAUCCAAUCCAAGCAUCCUAUGCCGAAUCUGAAAUCAAUGAAUUAUUCAGAACCAUUAAAAUAAUUGUGUUAGUGUCUGUUUUGGUGAGUGUUUGUGAAGUCUGGCUGCACUUUAUGGACCGCACAAGCAGCAAUCAGAGCUAUUCAAAAGGAUCCGGGCAAAAUGAUGGGGAGAUUGU